AAAUUGGUCAUGACAUUAUUAACAUUAGUUUAUCAUUGUGUGUAAAUUCUCGGUCAAGACUAGAAAAAAUUGAAAUUUAUCCAGAAAAGGGUGAAGUAAUACUUAAAAGAAACAAGAGAAGCAUUAGGAUUGGGCAUGUUAAUAAAAGUCUCACGGCAGAGGAUAUCAAAGAUGCUAAAUAUCCAGAAUUCAAAUUUACUGAUAAAGAUAAAAAUGAUCCGAUGGGGUUUUAUGCAGAAUAUGAAAAUGGCAUCAUAACUAGCAAUAAAAAAGACAUCCUUGCGGGUAAUAAACUUAAGGUUGCAAAUAUAUACCGUGAAUUUCUUCAAAUAGAUGCUCGAAUUCCUCUUCAAACUGAUCCUGGCAUUUAUUUGACUGCACCGUUUUAUGACCCUAAUUCUGAAGUUAAAAAAAUCAAGUAUUACGAGAACAUUAAGAAUUAUCUAAAUGAACAAAACUCAACCAAAAUACUUGAUCCUUCGAAAAUUAAUGGUGCCAUUAAUUUUAAUUUGAAUCAAGAAGAGCUAACCGAAUCAAAUAAAAUGAUGUUCCUCAAACCGGUACAUAUAGAUGACGAUAACUUAGCAAAUGAUAUCAAUAUACAAAUGACAAAUUUUAAUGAACUUAUGAGAACAUGUUAUCAUGCCAUAAAUUACAAUGCUCAUAUUUUUUCGCAAUCUGAAAUUCAAAGACGUAUGUCUUUGAGAUCUUUAUAUACAUUUGAGCAAGCAUGUCGUGAGAUGAAGGAAUGGAUAAAGAAAUGGGCAGCAAAAAAAAUUAUAAAUCUAAAAAAGGGGGAAAAGUCAACAACUAAAUACAUUCAUUUCGCUGGGCCACGCUUAACUGAAUUGAUUAAGGCAUUAAAUAAUAAUUGGACAACUUUUGAUUUAGUUGAUGACAUUAGAAUCACCUGGCUUGAAAAUUUUCGUAAAAAUGAAUGGGAUGAAUUUAUUAAAUGUAUCAAGUACCAGUGGAUUAGAUUUUAA
This is a messenger RNA of Dentiscutata heterogama, 986 nucleotides long. Lineage: Eukaryota; Fungi; Glomeromycota; Glomeromycetes; Diversisporales; Gigasporaceae. The record is from the annotation of a GenBank genome assembly.